AUGGCUCAUGAUGCGGGAUAUCGGACUAUACCAGUAACAACAGCGAAUGCAAGGAAAACGUAUAUUCAAAGUGCAGAUCGAUUUAGUGAUCAUAUAUUAGACAUAGCAGACGAUACGACACAGGCUGAGCCAGGGCAAAUAAGUGCUGCUCGUAACAUUAAACAAAACAGCGAUAGUCAUUCAAAUGUAGACUAUGAUUACAGACGAAAACAACGUUCCGUUAUUUAUGAUAGUCCUCAAUCGUCACCAAGGGAAAGAUUAAGAGUUUCCAGUCUCUUAGAACGCGAAGAUCAAAUGUCGCCAACAAUAACAUCGUCAACAAUAAAAAAAUCAAAAAUUGUUAAAAAAUCCUAUGAUGAAUAUUCAAUGGAGUCUUUUGACGAACAACUACCACGAACUCGAUCAAAAAUUAAUGAUAGUUCAUAUAAGCAAGUUGUGAGAAAGAAAAAAAAUUAUGAUGAACAUGAUGCAAGCAAUAAUGGUGGUCUGAUCUUUCGCUACAGUACUGAAAGAAACAUGCCAAAGGAUUCAGUUACUGAUCAUAUUUCUGUUUAUGGUGAUUCUGGUGCGGCAAAAUUUGAGCUUUGCCGCGAGGAAGAACAACAUACAACAAGGACAAUACGUUAUUCGGAUAAUGACCGUAUUGGUAGCGAUCGAAUCAUAAUAGUACCAGACUCAUCAGUACAAGAUGCUGAUGAGCGAAAACACGAAACAGUAAUAUAUACGGAAAAGGCUGAGACACCGACGGCGCCACGUGAUGAUAUAGCAAAAGUUGAUUUGGAGACUUUAUACAUAGUUGAACGAAGGAUUCAACUGCCGCGAGAACGAUCGCCAGAGCGUAUGCAGACACCACCUAUUGAUCGGCAUGUUCCUGAAACAAUAAUAGAAAAGCGAGAAGAACGAAUACCAGGUGAAACAAUUCGUAUUGAAGAAAAACGGGUUGAUCAGUAUGAUGGUAAACGAUAUGAUGGUGGUGAACAAUAUGCUCGUCAACAGUACUGUCGUCAACGUUAUGGUGGUCAACAGCGUUAUAAUCAACAGUAUGGUGGCCAAGUGUAUGGUGGUAAACAAUAUGAUCUUACUCGUUUGCCACACGAUUUAAACUAUUGGAAUAUUAUGAAUAUAGCUAACCGUGAAGUACGAUGCGGUCGAGCAGUGGAUGAUUCAAUCUUGCCACCCAUACCGCCAUUAACAGGCAGAGAGUGUCGUCUAACAGCUACACAAAUUCUUUCCCCACAAUAUAAUUCACGCAGUCAUACGGACAAUGCAUUACGCCAGUUUCUUACUCACAAUCAACGUGCACAAAAUGAAUCAAGAAGAUAUUUAGAAUCACUUGGAGUUGAGAGUAACAGACAUGUUGUGAGACCACGCAAACAACCAGAAAGACGUUUUUCCACUGAGACAUUAGUACGUUAUGAAAAACUGCCUGAUCGUGUUAGAUCAGUUGUUCAAACAGUUCAUCGAUAA
Molecule: messenger RNA, 1467 nt
Organism: Didymodactylos carnosus
Lineage: Eukaryota; Metazoa; Rotifera; Eurotatoria; Philodinida; Philodinidae
Source: the annotation of a GenBank genome assembly